Molecule: messenger RNA, 867 nt
Organism: Hypoxylon fragiforme
Lineage: Eukaryota; Fungi; Ascomycota; Sordariomycetes; Xylariales; Hypoxylaceae
Product: NAD(P)-binding protein
Exons: 3
Coding region: 1-867 (288 amino acids)
Molecular function (GO): oxidoreductase activity
Source: RefSeq, a predicted model, not a curated record
AUGGCAGCUACGCGACCUUCCACAUGGUUGAUCACGGGCGCCUCUUCAGGCUUCGGAAAGUCGCUAGCUCUAGCAGCUCUUAACGCGGGACAUAAAGUCCUCGGGGCCACUCGCAGCAUUCCCGACGCAGAAAGGUCGUUUCCCGAGUUUUCCACCAAAGGCGGUAUUUGGCUGAGCUUAGAUCCAGGCCAAAGGGAUUCCUACGAACAAUUUGCCGAGGUCUCGAGAGAGCACGAUGUCGACGUGCUCGUGAAUAGUGCAGGCUAUGCGUUUAUUGGCGGGGUUGAAGACACAGCGGAAGAGGAACUUCGUCAGCAGAUGGAGGUCAACUUCUACGGGCCCCUUCGCGCCGUUCGUGCCUGUUUGCCAGUCCUGCGGGCAAAGCGCUGUGGUAGCAUCGUUCUCAUCAGCAGUGGUGCUGGAUUCCAAGCUCUGCCCGGACGAAGUGCAUAUGCCUCCAGCAAGUUCGCGAUCGAGGCCAUGCACGAGUCGCUUCGCCAAGAGGUCAAGACCUUUGGCAUCAAGGUCCUCAUCGUGGAGCCGGGCGCAUUCCGUACUCCCUUCUCAUCUCGCCUCUUAACUCCGGCUCAGUAUGAGAGCACCGAUGGCUUCAGCCCGGAUUACAAAGGCACUGAUGUCGAGCGGAUGGUUAUGAUGACCAAAGGGUUGAACUCUAUCCCAGAUGCUAUCAAAGGAUGCCCUGAUAAGGCGGCGACGGAAAUACUCAAGGCUAUUGACGGUGGUCAUGAGUAUCUGCGCAUGAUCUUGGGGAAGGACUGUGUGAGGGCAAUGGAACAGAAGCUUGAAUCGUUGCAUAGUGACUUGGAGGCUACUAGGGCCAUUGCAUCGAAUGUGGACAUCGAUUGA